Dreissena polymorpha is the source of this 2389-nucleotide messenger RNA. RefSeq lists its product as uncharacterized. NCBI's taxonomy places the organism in Eukaryota, Metazoa, Mollusca, Bivalvia, Myida, Dreissenidae. Bases 139 to 1764 code for a protein of 541 amino acids. The record is from RefSeq and is a predicted model, not a curated record. The transcript has a single exon.
CUCAUCUGCGCGUCAACAACAAUCAUGACGCUCACUGGCAAUUCGGUGAAGAAACAAUGCAAUUCAGAAGAGCAAGAUUAACACGAUACAAACCUGGAUCAAGUUUCAGUAGAAAAUAAUAUAGACAAAGUCGCUGAAAUGUCAAACGAUCCAGUCUACAUUAAAGAUGUUAGAGUGACAGACGAUAAAACACUUGAAAAAAAAAUGGCGGCAAAGCGACGCAUAGUUGGACAUCUUAGUGAAGCGGUCGUUUCAAAAGUAAAAACUGUCAUCGAACAGUUUGUUUUCGAACUAAUCGGUAAACCCAUUUCAAACAUUCGAGAUAUAGUGAACGAGUUUUCAAGCUACGAUUUUUUUACGGCUGAAGAAGUCGUUCUCAAGAAAGGAGACACAAAUAAGAGCCUGUAUGUGAUUGUGGAAGGUUUCGUGGAUGUUCUUACGUCCGACAACACAGUUAUACGCACCUUACAUGCCGGCGACAUUUUCGGAGAUAUGUCGGCUUUAUUUAAGAUUCCCGUGACAGCGACAGUGUGUGCAAGGAGUGGUACCGGUGUCGUUGUCCUCAGUAGGGCUGGCACGCGGCGAUUUGUAGCAGGUGCAAAAACUAACAAAGUUGACUGGGCAAUUAGACGGCAUUAUCUUCCAACGAGCGAAGAAAUGGAUCCAGGUCUUGUUUAUCGCCGUCUGGCCCUGCAGACAUUGAGAACUGUUCCGAUAUUCUCUGAAUGGUCAGAUGAUGAAAUGAAGAAGUUGAUACUGGUAUUGGGGCAAAUGACUGUGACAGUUUUUCCGAAGGGGUCCUAUAUCAUUAUGCAUGGAGACCCGAUGACGUCACUAUUUGUAAUAGUGUAUGGGAAUUGUGAGGUACUCUUCUGCGAGAAAAAAGACCUAUUACAAGCUGUACACGUGACGUCACAUUUACAACCGCUGGUGUAUGGUGAAGCGGGUCUUUUUGGUGAGCAGACGUCAUAUUGUUCAAUAAAAGCCGAAAGCACUACACACGUGAUUAUAAUCAGCCACCGAACAAUUGCGCGCCUGUAUCCAUCUCACCGGACGCUUGACGGCAACAAAGUCCGUCUUCAGUUUGAAAAGUUCAAGUGUCUUUGUGACCCAGAUACAAAUCCUCUGCUAGAAACAAUCGGCUACAACAUGAGAAAACAUGCAAUAUAUUUUCGUUUAUCCUUGAUGGAAACAAUUGAAAAGGUUACGAACGGGAGUGCAAAAGCAAUCAAGGCAAACACUGACAUUUUCAAACAACUCAACGAACAUGUCGAAUCGGUAGUUAUACUUAGUGGACAAAUUAAUAUAGUAAAUGUUCUGAGUGAAUGUAACGUUAACACUCCAAGCGACCAUGUGCUUUCGGGAGAUAAAAGGUUCGAUCACUUCACGACAGUAGCUACGAAAGAAUCUAACAAGGUCGGAGAUAGCACUACAGAACCAAUCGGUGGGUGUCAAAAGGGCGGAGAUCUAGCUAUAGUAACGCCCGUCGGAUAUUACAAAUGUGUGAAUCUUACUGCACAAUCACCCAUCGGUUGUCAUACGGAUGCAUAUCCUACAAUAAAUCUCUCCAGUCAAUCGGACAGUAUGAAGAGUGCCGGUGACGUCAUCGCCCUUGCCGGCGGACACCGUGAUACAAUACGUGCACUUGUUGCAAUAACCGACUGCAUGAUUCUGAUUAUUUCGACUGUGGGGAACUCUGCGAAUGGUGCUUUGGUAAAUACGCAUGUGGAAAAUCAUGAUACGUCGCCAUUGGAGAAUGUGUGAUCAUUGGUGUAAUUAACUUUCUUAAUAAAAAUUGGUGAUCGGUGAGCGCAAAAGCCCGUAUCUUGUAAACGUCUUACAUAAUAUUAAAUGCGUUGUUAGUGUCCGCUUAUCACGUAUAUACCUGUCGACGGUGCUCUUUCCUACGAGUUGCGGUACCUCUUUUAGAAACAGAUAUAUUGUAUAAUUAUAAUGUAUUUAAAUUCAGAGUAUUUUCAUCGAGUCGGGUCUAAUAUCAGAUACUAGUAAUAUGGGUACUGUUAGUGUUAUAACAGUAGUUGUAUUUAAAAAAAAAUUAGCACUGAAGGCUAUGCUUUGCGUUUCUUCAUUUGUUAUCGUUGUAAUAAUAUAUUUUGUCCACUUUUAAGGGAGUCAAGUAUUGUCUCUGUGACAACAAAAACUAGCUUAAUCUACGGGACAACAUGCACGUAGUUCCUUGUUUGCGAUUGCAGAGUAUUGUGAUUAAAUACUAGUAGUUUGUUAAAAAUACUUUUGCAUAAUGUAUUUCAAUUGAUAUUGUUGUUUAAUAUUAUUUUAAGAAAUGAUAAAAUCUUUUAAUGAAUUAGCCCCGUUUGCGCUCGACCCCAUUGUGAUGUAAACGUAACGAAAUAAAUUAAAUUAAAACACA